Molecule: messenger RNA, 1997 nt
Organism: Spinacia oleracea (spinach)
Lineage: Eukaryota; Viridiplantae; Streptophyta; Magnoliopsida; Caryophyllales; Amaranthaceae
Product: galactan beta-1,4-galactosyltransferase GALS3
Exons: 2
Coding region: 249-1766 (505 amino acids)
Cellular component (GO): cytoplasm
Molecular function (GO): glycosyltransferase activity
Source: RefSeq, a predicted model, not a curated record
CAAUGGUUGUUGACUUGUUGGGCUGAGACUUGAGACUUGAGACCUGAGAGUAUUUUAAUGCGGUGUUUUCUCCAAUUUGCUACUCCGUAUCAUUUAGGCCCCUAAAUUAAACCUUACAAUACCAUAAUUAAUUUACUUUAGAUUAAUCCAACAGAAACAGACAAAAAACAGCCCAAGUUUAAUUUAAUUUACUCCCCUUCAUUUCCUUCCCACUUCGCCAUGGUCAACGCCUUCUUCAACAAGAUGAAAUGGGAAAGAUCCAGAGAUCAAAAUUCAGGAAAUUAGGAGAGAGAAGAAAAGGCAUAAUUGGCUUCAUGUGGAGGUACAACUGUGCAUCUGAGCUCAAGCUCGUCUUUAUCGCUCUCCUCCUUUUCUGCUCCGUCGCCACCGUCUUUCAAUUCCUACCCACCCGCUUUUACCCCUUCUUCACCAAUGUCACCUCUUGCCCCACCACCACAAUCAUCUCCACCACCACCUCAACCACCACCCUACCUCCACCCCAACAACCCACCGAUCAAAUCCUCGAAACCGGCCACAUAAAACGAUCCUUCUACCCCGUCGGGACCGCCGCGUAUAAUUUCGUCUUAAUGUCCGCCUACCGCGGCGGUCCCAACACUUUCGCCGUCAUCGGCCUCUCUUCAAAACCCCUCCACGACUACGGCCACCCCACCUACACUUGCGAAUACCAAACCAAUCAAAACAACAAUAACACUUCCUCUUCCUUUUCCUCUUCUGUAGUUGAAGGAAACAAACUGUCCUUCCAAGACUUCGGGUUCGCCCGUGCCUAUGUCGUAAUAGUGGUCAACUGUACAUUCCCUCAACUAACCACCACCACCACCACAACUGGAGGCCGACUCCUCCUCCACGCCUCCACCAACGGCGGUUACGAUCGUUCCAUCAACUCAACCGAUACAAUCAUAGCCCUAACCGAGCCACCAAACUCAUGGCACCCAUCCCAAUUUCUCUCUCCUCCGAAAUACGACUACCUAUACUGCGGGAGCUCUUUAUUCGGCAACCUCAGCCCUCAAAGAGUCCGUGAGUGGAUCGCUUAUCACGUGAGAUUAUUCGGUGCAAAGUCUCACUUCGUCUUCCACGACGCAGGUGGGAUCCACCCGGAAGUAAUGGAGGUGUUAAAACCAUGGAUUGAGCUCGGGUUUGCUACUGUACACGAUAUUAAAGACCAAGAGAGAUUUGAUGGGUUUUAUCAUAAUCAGAUGUUGAUUCUGAAUGAUUGCUUGCAUCGACAUCGUUUCGCAACGAAAUGGAUGUUUUUCUUUGAUGUGGAUGAGUAUAUCUAUUUGCCAGGGGAUUCGUCUCUUGAUUCAGUCAUGGAUACGCUUGGUGGUUAUACUUUGUUCCAGAUUGAGCAAUCUUCUAUGUCUAAUCGUCUAUGCCUUGCUCAGGAUGAUGGUCAAUUUAACAAAAAAUGGGGAUUCGAGAAGCUGGUGUACAAGAACACUAAAAAGAUUAGGAGAGAUAAGAAGUACGCUAUACAACCACGGAAUGUAUACGCAACAGGGGUUCAUGCAUCGGAGAACUUUGUUGGUAAGUCCACGCGAUUACCGGACAAUUUGAUGAAGUACUUUCACUAUCAGGGCACGGUUGCUCAGCGGCGAGAGCUGUGCCAACAACUCGUUCAAGACGGUUCUACCACCGUGGAAAAUGUCCCAUAUGUUCGCGACACUUCCCUUAGAUUAAUGGCUCCUUCAGUUAAAAAGUUUGAGCUUGACACUAUUGGUUAUAGACUUCAAGACACAAGGGUAUAAUAUUACUGAGUAGCUACCAAUUUAUUUCAAUUCUUGUGCAAUUCUUUUUUUAAUUUUUAGUUUGUACUCCUAUUAUUUUGAUUAUUAUACAUAGAGAAUACGGUAGACCCAUAGGUGAAAUUAUUAACUUUAUUUCCCAGAUGAUUUUACGGUAGCUACAAUAAAAUUGUAGCCAUGGUAACAAACUCCAUCUAUACCGUUCAUUUGUAUGCAUUUAAUUUUGACCAUUCA